AUGUCAUCCGCUAUCAAUAUUGUGCGGCGGCGCUCCAUCCCCGAGCGGUCCAUCAGAGUCCUCGUGUCUCCCACGCCGGUUACCUUUGCAGAGCGGCGCUCGGUUUUGCAAGUCUUGGAGCAAUACGGACCUGUCGAGGUCUUCAAGAUGACGCCGGGCUACCAUGCAAACUUCAUAUCGGUAACCAAGGAGGCCGCCACAGCAAGCAAACUAGUCGAAUACAGCCCUCUGACUUAUCACAUCCCCGUGAACCAAAUGAAUGCCGACGUAUGUAUCGCCGAUUUGGACGACUCGGAAAGCUUCAACAGCCUUAAAAGCAAUCGGCCGUCUAUGACAGCUGCACCAGACCAACCACCACCCCUGGUCACGAAGCAUGUCUUCACAUCGCACGCCGCGUCAAGCCAUCAAGAACAGAGGCAGUUCACGUUAGAAAUCUUUCCAGCCCCAGAUUACAUGCACAAAUUCGCCAUGACAGGGUCGCCACUCCACCACUCUUGGCCAGAAGCUUAUCGCAAAGACAAGUCAUUCCUGGCCGCGACUCUGAAGCAAUCACUGCCUCAGACCAUGGCUUCGAAGGGUCUGGCGCACUGGCUGUUCGAUGUGGGGAGCAAUAACGCCUCUGAAUCAGAGCGCAAAGCAGAGCGACUGCAACUGAAGGGAUGGAUGCCUAGCAAAAUGAAGGACUGA
Molecule: messenger RNA, 687 nt
Organism: Metarhizium robertsii ARSEF 23
Lineage: Eukaryota; Fungi; Ascomycota; Sordariomycetes; Hypocreales; Clavicipitaceae
Exons: 2
Coding region: 1-687 (228 amino acids)
Source: RefSeq, a predicted model, not a curated record